This is a messenger RNA of Myxocyprinus asiaticus (Chinese sucker), 1988 nucleotides long. Its product is annotated as tyrosine-protein kinase CSK. Lineage: Eukaryota; Metazoa; Chordata; Actinopteri; Cypriniformes; Catostomidae. Gene Ontology annotation, molecular function: protein binding; protein tyrosine kinase activity; ATP binding. The record is from RefSeq and is a predicted model, not a curated record. Gene Ontology annotation, biological process: adherens junction organization; protein phosphorylation; regulation of Fc receptor mediated stimulatory signaling pathway. The coding region runs from base 245 to 1597 and encodes 450 amino acids. The transcript is spliced from 13 exons.
CUGAAACACCGUGUUGAAGCGCAGCGACAUUUUUAUCUCAGUUCAUUUCCUCUUCUACUAAGGCCCGAUUUGGACUGUCUGAUCUCAAAACCCUAACAACUGGAUGCUCGCAACUAAUCAUACCUAAAACAAACACAAGAGAAUUAAAAGGUUCUGUGUGAUAUUUGCGACCACACACCACUGGCUCUGAUGUUUCACAUCAGUCUGUGACGCUCAUACAAGAGACCAUUAACACACACUCAACAUGUCUGCUCUACAGGCAACAUGGCCGCCGGGCACGGAGUGUGUGGCAAAGUAUAAUUUCCAGGGCAGCACUGAUCAGGACCUGCCCUUCUGCAAAGGAGACCUGCUCACUAUCAUUGGUGUAACUAAGGACCCGAACUGGUACAAAGCAAAGAACUCUGUUGGCAGAGAGGGCACAAUUCCAGCCAACUACGUACAGAAGAGAGAGGGAGUGAAAUCUGGAGGAAAACUCAGUUUGAUGCCAUGGUUUCAUGGUAAGAUCACGCGUGAACAGGCAGAGCGUUUGCUUUAUCCUCCUGAGACGGGACUGUUCUUGGUGCGUGAGAGCACAAACUACCCCGGCGACUACACGCUGUGUGUUAGCUGCGACGGGAAGGUGGAACAUUAUCGAAUAAUUUACCACAGUGGAAAACUAUCCAUCGAUGAGGAGGAGUACUUUGAUAAUCUCAUGCAGCUGGUUGAGCACUACACCAAAGAUGCUGAUGGUCUGUGUACACGACUAAUCAAACCCAACCUGAUGGAGGGGACAGUGGCGGCGCAGGACGAGUUCUCCAGGAGUGGUUGGGCCCUUACUAGGAAAGACUUGAAACUUCUGCAGACCAUUGGAAAAGGAGAAUUCGGAGAUGUGAUGGUUGGAGAUUACCGCGGUACAAAUGUGGCAGUGAAGUGUAUCAAACAUGACGCUACGGCUCAGGCAUUUCUUGCUGAAGCUUCAGUCAUGACUCAGCUCCGACACCCUAACCUGGUACAGUUAUUGGGGGUGAUUGUGGAAGAAAGAGGCAGUUUGUUCAUCGUCACAGAAUAUAUGGCAAAGGGCAGUCUGGUGGAUUACCUGCGCUCUCGGGGUCGAACUGUGCUCGGGGGAGAGUGUCUCCUCAAAUUCUCGCUUGAUGUAUGUGAAGCCAUGGAGUAUUUGGAGGUCAACAACUUCGUACACAGAGAUUUGGCGGCACGUAACGUCUUGGUGUCGGAUGAUAACAUUGCCAAAGUUAGCGACUUUGGUCUGACCAAGGAGGCCUCAUCCACUCAGGACACGGCCAAACUACCCGUCAAGUGGACCUCGCCCGAGGCUCUGCGAGAGAAGAGGUUUUCCACUAAAUCAGACGUCUGGAGUUAUGGAGUUCUUCUUUGGGAGAUUUAUUCCUUUGGUCGGGUGCCGUACCCCAGAAUUCCACUGAAGGAAGUGGUGCCACGUGUGGAGAAGGGCUAUAAGAUGGAUGCGCCUGAUGGUUGUCCGGCUGCAGUCUAUGACCUCAUGAAGCAGUGUUGGACACUGGACCCAGCGGGGCGACCCUCAUUCCAUAUGCUGUGUGAGAAACUGCAGCACAUCAGAGCGAAAGAUCUGUACCUGUGAGGGCCGACGGGGGCCCGGGGACAACGAUUCAAGAGACACAGGAACUCCUCAGUCACAAACUGAAACCUUUUACUGUGGCGCUGCAUUCUUUUUUGUCUGUUUGGACAUGGACUGUUGACGAACUCUCAUGAAUAUUAAUGUGAGAUUAGGAACACACCUCUUGAGUUUGUGUGAGUGUGUGUUUAAAGGUUCUAGAUGUCUGUCUCUCUGCGUCAUUAUUUGCUUCUCUGUUCUCAUUCUUUUCUCGUUUCUGCUCAUGGCAUCUGUGAGGAAGGCUGGUCUUUUCCUCUGCUAUUUUUCUUUGUUGUUUUUUUUAUUUUCCACAACAAUACCUGAGUGAAUCUCAUGAAAACAUGUCCAGGCCAUAUUUCAUCUCAAAAUCAAAAGUAAA